AUGAAGUUUGUUCAUAGCUAAAAAUAGACCUCCCCCCACCACAGUAUUUAUGUCAUUGUACUCCACAGGUACCAUCUUGUCCUGCAAGAAACCAAUGAGGAGCGGCGGACUGUGGUUAAUAACCUUGCCAGUGUGUUCACCACGGCUGCCAACCACCUGUCCAUUGUGGAGGUCAGUCUCCAUAUUGCCUCUAACCUGUCGUUCACAAAGCAACAGGCCUCGUACACAUCUCGCCUUUAUUUAUGAAUGUAUUUUGUCCAUUGCCAUGAUAUUCCCUUUUACAAUAACAACUUGAUUUGACAAUGACUGUCUGAGCCUGAAUUUCACAUUUUGAUCAUUUCCAGAAAUUCUUGGAGGAUCAACACAAGCGAGUAGACAGGGUGUACACGGAAGCCUUCCGGGAGGACGAGGUGGACAUUCAGAAGUUGAAGGACAUGAUGGAGAGCUUCAUCACUAAAGCAAACAGCUUGUAG
Molecule: messenger RNA, 473 nt
Organism: Coregonus sp. 'balchen'
Lineage: Eukaryota; Metazoa; Chordata; Actinopteri; Salmoniformes; Salmonidae
Source: the annotation of a GenBank genome assembly